AUGCUCUUGAUUGGCCGGGCUAUUACUUACUACGUCCACAACACAAUUGACUUCAUCUCAUGUACCUUCUUCAAGAUGGAUUCAUCCGAAUUCCGCACCGCGGCCGCAGAGGCCAUAGAAGACAUCACAAAAUACUACGACACAAUCACCUCCCAACCAAAAGUCCUCCCCUCGGUGACCCCAGGCUACCUCCGCCCCCUCCUCCCGCAAUCCGCCCCCGAGGACCCGGAAUCAUGGCAGACCAUCCACGCCGACCUCCAAUCCCACAUCGUGCCCGGCAUAACCCACUGGCAAUCCCCUUCCUUCCACGCCUUCUUCCCCUGCUCCUCCUCCUACCCGGCCAUGCUCGCCGAGCUCUACUCAAACGCCUUCAACGGCGCCCACUUCAACUGGAUCUGCUCCCCCGCCGUCACCGAGCUCGAGACGAUCGUCCUCGACUGGCUCGCCCGGCUCCUGAACCUGCCCGCGCCGUACCUCUCCACCGCGCCCACCCGCGGCGGCGGCGUCCUCCACGGCACCGCCUCCGAGGCCAUCCUCACCGUCAUGGUCGCCGCCCGCGACAGGUUCCUCCGCGCCCGCACCGCCCACCUCCCCGCGGACUCGGAAGAAAAGGAGGACGAGACCUGGCGCCUGCGCUCCAAGCUCGUCGCCCUCGGCAGCGAGAUGGCGCACUCGUCCACGAAGAAGGCGGCGCAGGUCCUCGGCGUCCGCUUCGCCACCGUCCCGGCCCCGGCGGAAACGGGCUACGCAAUGUCCGGGGCCGCCCUCGCCUCCACCGUCGCCGCGCUCCGCGCAAAGGGGCUGGAGCCGUUCUACCUCACCGCGACCCUCGGCACCACCGACACCUGCGCCGUCGACGACUUCCCGGGCAUCAAGGACGCUCUGGCCCCUGACGAGCAGGACGGCAUCUGGGUCCACGUCGACGCCGCCUACGCCGGCUCCGCUCUCAUCCUCCCACAGAACGCACACCUCACGGCGCCCUUUGCCGCCUUCCACUCCUUCAACGUGAACCCGCACAAGUGGAUGCUCACAAACUUCGACUGCUCCGCCCUCUGGGUACGCGACCGCGCCUGGCUCGUCGAGUCGCUGAGCAUCAAGCCCGCGUACCUGCGCAACCAGUUCUCCGAGGCGGGGUUGGUGACGGACUACCGCGACUGGCAGAUCCCGCUCGGCCGGCGCUUCCGCAGCCUGAAGCUGUGGUUCGUGCUGCGGGCGUACGGCGCCAGCGGGAUCCGGAAGCAUCUGGAGAGGGGGAUCCGGCUCGGGGAGAGGUUUGCGGAGAUGGUGAAGUCGAGGGGGGAUCUGUUCGAGAUUGUGACGGGGCCGCGGUAUGCUCUGGUCGUGUUCACAUGCAAGGCCGGCGAUAGAGAGAAGAGCAACAAGGUGACGGAGGCGGUGUUGGAGAGCGUGAACGGGGAGGGCGUGAUUUAUUUGACGCCGACGACGCUUCAUGGGCUGUAUGGUAUCCGCAUGUGUACCGGGAGCAGCCAGGUUAUUGAGGAGGGGCACGUCCAGAAGGCGUUUGAUAUCAUUGUUGCGGCUACCGAGAAGGCGCUUGCCGAUGGACAGUAG
Colletotrichum lupini is the source of this 1572-nucleotide messenger RNA. RefSeq lists its product as uncharacterized. Bases 1 to 1572 code for a protein of 523 amino acids. Lineage: Eukaryota; Fungi; Ascomycota; Sordariomycetes; Glomerellales; Glomerellaceae. Gene Ontology annotation, biological process: amino acid metabolic process. The record is from RefSeq and is a predicted model, not a curated record. The transcript has 3 exons. Gene Ontology annotation, molecular function: carboxy-lyase activity; pyridoxal phosphate binding.